AUGGCAAGCACUGAGCUUGAGUUUGUGGACUUUGACAUUGGCGUGCCUUGGGGCCGUCUGGCCUGUCGCUGGUAUGGAAAUCGUCGCGUGCGGCCGCUGCUGGCCAUACACGGCUGGAUGGACAACAUGGGCAGCUUCUCGAGUCUUAUACCGCUGCUGCCAAAGCAAUUGGGCGUGCUCUGCAUUGAGCUGCCGGGACACGGACGCUCCUCGCAUUAUCCGGCGGGCAUGCAGUACUCCGUUUAUGAAUGGACGAUGGCCAUAAGGCGUGUGGUGCGCCACUUUCAAUGGUUGAAGGUAUCGCUGAUGGGUCACUCCUUUGGCGCCAUCGCCUGCAAUUUGUACGCUUCGUUCUAUCCGCAUGAGCAUGUGGAUCUGCUUAUUGCUAUAGAUCUGCUCACUAUACCGUAUAAGACAAGCGACGCCUACAUCAAGUACAUGGCCAACAGCGUGGAGCGCAUGUUGCAGCCACAAAAGCAGCCCAAGCUUUACUCCCACGAGCAGCUGCAAAACGCUCGCUGGGGUCCCGCUCCAACGCUUAACAAAUGCCAAGCUCAGCCUUUGGUCGCACGCAGCGUUGUGGCCGCUCCGGAAGAGCCGCAUAAGUAUUACAUAUCCAGGGAUGCGCGCCUAGCGCACUUUAGCCUCUUUCCGAGUGGCGCUGGACUGGUCAAGGAGCUCAAUAAACGCAUCAGCAAUAUACCCUAUAUGGUCAUCAAGUGCAGCGACUCCAACUUUAUUAGCGAAGGCUCCAUACCUGCCUUGGAGCUGCUGCGCAAACAGAAUCCACACUUUGAGUAUCACUUGGCGCAGGGUCCACAUCAUGUGCUCAUCAGUGAUCCCAAGCAGCUGGCUGCAUGGAUUGUGCCAUUCAUUAAUAAGCAUAGGCCAGCUCAUAAGCUGACAGAUGCAGGGCACAUUGCCCAAAGUAAACUCUGA
Molecule: messenger RNA, 939 nt
Organism: Drosophila busckii
Lineage: Eukaryota; Metazoa; Arthropoda; Insecta; Diptera; Drosophilidae
Product: serine hydrolase-like protein
Exons: 2
Coding region: 1-939 (312 amino acids)
Source: RefSeq, a predicted model, not a curated record